Messenger RNA from Ectocarpus sp. CCAP 1310/34, 2059 nucleotides. Lineage: Eukaryota; Phaeophyceae; Ectocarpales; Ectocarpaceae. The record is from the annotation of a GenBank genome assembly.
AUGAACCUGGUCGGCGGCUAUGCGUCCUCCGAUGAUGAUGAACAGCUACCGCCGCCGCCGCAGCAGCAGCCGCAGCAGCAGUCCGAAGGAGCCUUGAAGCAGAAUGGAAAGGCACGAGCGGUGGGAAGCGUGGUGACACCGGCAACAAUCAAGGCUACCGGCAACAAGGGAAAGAAGCGGAGGAGUGGCAAGAAGACGACGGGCUUGAAGAAGAACAACAAGAAGACCGUCAACGCUCUCGUGCUCUCUCCCGAGAUUCAGGCCGCGCUCGCUCGCGGAGACUCUCUAGGAGACAGCGACUCCGACGACGAGGAUGGUGUCGCCAAGAAGCCCAAGAUCGUCCGUCGACCCGCUGGAAGCGACCCGAGCGACCUGCUGUCGCUGCUGCCUCAGCCGUCCACAGCCGCGAGCGCAGAUGACAUUCUGCUCAAGAGUCAAAAGAAGAGAGACGACGCGAGGACGGCCAAGUCAGCAGCCGCAGCCGCAGCAGCGGCAACAGCAACACGACCAGCAACUGCUGGCGGCGGCGGGGGCAUCGAAGGCCAGGCAGAAGAAGACCAAGAGUCCGAGUCGGACGAAGAUGGGGACGACCUUCUCGCUGGGAUGCACGCCAAGUCGGCGGCGGCGGCGGCGGCGGCGGCGGCGGCGGCGGCAGCGGCAUCUGAAACCGGCUCUAGAAGCGGCCCUCUCUUCACCCUCCCCUCUCGAGCAAGACCGCCCCCCGCUGCCGCGCCCGCCGACCCACCGGAACAGGGCAUGGAGGAGGUGGUCAGGCCUAGCGGGGAAGGCACAGCUGCGGUACCUGGGUAUCUCGAGACAGGGACACCGGGCCUAAGUGCGGGGCAACAGCAGUGGGGAGGGUUUGAUCGAGGGCAUGCCGCGGCAUCUCCCCAGGGAGGUUAUGCUGGGGCCGGCGGCUACGGUGGAGCGGCGGGGGCAGUGGGAGGGGUUGCGGCGGCAGGAACAAGCGCUACAGAUUACGCCGUGUAUGGGGCUGCUUCACAACAGCAGCAACAGCAGCAGCAAACGCCAUAUUAUUACCCUUAUGCAGCUGGGGCGGCUGCAGGUAGCUACCAGCCCGAGUUCGGCGGUGGGGGAGCCAAGGCAACGAGGCGAAAAGGAAGGGAUAUGGAGCGCGCAUUAGCGAGGGGAGAUUUGGGAGCCUUGGGGAGCGAGAUGCCGGUGAUGGACCUACAACAAGGCACCAACGAAUACAACCCCCUGCGAACGAAGCCGACCACGGCUGCCAUGAACCAGGAGCAGAAGCACAUCGAGAGCAGUGUUUACGACCCGAGCACCGGGAAGACAGUGAAAACUCUGGAGCCGACGUCGAUGCAGAAACGCAAGCACCAGAUCAACCAGCUGGCGGCGCAGGCGGCCAGCAUGGAGCGCGAUUUGAUGGAGCGUAGCGGCGCGUCGAGAUUAACUAAGGCUCAGACCCACGCCAAGUACGGCUGGUAGUCCCUACUGAGGUGUGUUGCGCGUGAUCGUGAACAGCCUUGCCCGACUUGUCUGGUACGUGUGGGCGGUGACCUACUGGGCCAACAACCAAACGAUGCAACUGCCUGAUGAAUUUUGGAUUUUGCUCGUGUGGAUUGAGUCUUUGGGGGGACAGGCCCUACAGUCGAAACAUGAUCGAUGAAGAAGCAACGCACCACGUUACGGAGAUAUUCGAAGUAAGUGAUUUGUUGCGUGUUUAGGUCGGUGCUCUCCUUGGCCUCCGACCCGCCUUCUCUGUGCUUACCAGCCGGACGGCCCCAGCAGCUCUGUCAGGACUAGCCACUUCUAAAUACGGUAUUUAUGUCCGUGGUGCCUUGCUUUGUGACAGUAGUACCCCACAAGUGUCCUUCAAGUCUCAGGUAGAUUGCAACGUGUGCAGGCCAAGGGAAGCGAGCUUGACUCAUCUGCGGUGUAGAAUCCGUGUUCUUAUCGUAGACCCGGGCCGCGGCAGGGUACGUGUAUCACAUGAGCUGCGCGUUCAAAACAUCCCACCUAGCCUCUCUGGGGGUGAGUAUUAUUUCGUAACGCAUUCCACAUCCAAGUACAGUCGUCCCCGCUU